AUGGUGCAUCCGACAGGAGCGCCACCCUUUUUUACCUCCGCCACCACCGCCGAAAAACUUCACCUUCGGCCAUUCGACACUCGAUACCGCGACAGCUUUGCGCCUGCCCGAAUUAGCAUCCCUUCCGCAGUCGUCAACCUGGCGGCCAUAGACUCGAAAGCCUUCGGCCCAGCACCUACAGCUGUGGCCGAAAUGGCCCUGCCAACUGCCGAAGCCGAGGAAUAUGACUAUGAGUCGCUGCCACCCAACUUCUCUCUGCUGCAAAACAUGGCGGCCGGCGCCUUCGCAGGCAUAGCCGAACACACCGUCAUGUAUCCUAUCGAUGCAGUCAAGACUCGCAUGCAAGUCCUCAACCCGAACACGACAAUUGCCUACAGCGGCGUGCUUCGCAGCACAUAUCAGAUGGCGGCUGGCGAAGGCUUCUUCAGCCUGUGGCGGGGAAUGUCGAGCGUUAUUGUUGGAGCUGGCCCUGCGCAUGCAGUAUACUUUGCUACAUACGAGGCUGUAAAGCAUGCCAUGGGUGGAAACCAAGCAGGCGUUCACCACCCCUUAGCAGCCGCUACUAGCGGUGCAGCAGCCACGAUUGCCAGCGAUGCUUUCAUGAACCCCUUUGAUGUCAUCAAACAGCGAAUGCAGAUCCAAGACUCCAGCAAGAUGUACCGAUCGAUGGUUGACUGUGCCAAGUACAUUUAUAGAAACGAAGGCAUCGGCGCCUUUUACCUAUCAUACCCCACGACGCUCUCCAUGACUGUCCCCUUCACGGCGCUGCAGUUCCUCGCCUACGAGUCGCUAUCGACCACCCUGAACCCCACCAAGAAGUACGACCCCGUCACCCACUGCUUAGCCGGUGCCGUCGCAGGCGGUUUCGCCGCCGGUCUUACCACUCCGAUGGAUGUCAUCAAGACGAUUUUACAGACGAAGGGCACGUCCACCGACCCCGCCGUGAAGAACAUCAACAGUUUUGUCGGCGGCUGCCGCCUGCUUUACCAACGCGAAGGCUUCCGCGGCUUCUUCAAGGGUGUUCGGCCCCGCAUCGUGACGACUAUGCCUAGCACGGCCAUUUGCUGGUCAGCUUACGAAUUCUCCAAGGCUUAUUUCAUCCGACGCAACGAUAGACAGUAA
This is a messenger RNA of Cordyceps fumosorosea ARSEF 2679, 1122 nucleotides long. RefSeq names its product Mitochondrial substrate carrier. Gene Ontology annotation, cellular component: mitochondrial membrane. Gene Ontology annotation, biological process: iron import into the mitochondrion. Bases 1 to 1122 code for a protein of 373 amino acids. Lineage: Eukaryota; Fungi; Ascomycota; Sordariomycetes; Hypocreales; Cordycipitaceae. Gene Ontology annotation, molecular function: ferrous iron transmembrane transporter activity. The record is from RefSeq and is a predicted model, not a curated record. The transcript has 9 exons.